CCUUUGACUGCGGGAGUCGGGGCUUUAUCAACCAGGGGGAUGCGCGCCUCACCCGCCCUCGGGGGUCAGAAGGCCCCCAGAGGAUGGGAGGUCGGCUGCUGAACAGGAACCUUCUUGUUUUUCAUCAGAUAGGUUGCCUAGUAAGUGGGAUGCUAUCCCUUCCACGCCAGAACCUUCGAGGUGCCAAGGUUUCCAGCAGGCUGUGGAGGGAAAGCUUGGAAUUCUGCAGUUUCCAAUUUGGACUGUCCUCCGCAUAAGCUCAACGAUCUUCCCAGGUUCACUUGACUACUAUUUGGUUCCAGGGUCAGACUGAGACACAAGGUACCAGACCCUUCCUGCUGCACAGCUCUAACCACCGUACUCCACUCCCGGCGAAGCUCAGCCGCUCUGGUGGAAUACCAGCUUUCCUGCUUUCUGUCUUACCAUAGGCAAACAGUACUAAGGAGGUCUCUGUGGUUUAGAUCCCAAUUCUGAGAUGGAGCUGUCAGAUUCAUCUUCCACCAUCUCUGAGCAGCAGCUGCAGGGGCAAGAGGGACUAAGCAACCCCCAGACAGACUUGGCCGGGCAGAGUCUCAUCUCAUCCGAAGAAUGGCUUCAACUGCAUGGGCUUAAGAACAACAAAUUGACCUUGAAACAGAUUUUGUCACAGAUUGGAUUCCCACAUAGUGAAGAUUAUGUGACUUCUCUGGGGAGACUUGUGGCUUCCCGAUAUGCGGAUGGCCUGUUUCCACAGCUCUACAGACCCGAAGAUGGCAGAGUAUACAAUGCACAGCUUCUGCAGGUGUUUGGUGAUCCAGUGAGCCAGUUGACAGCUAAAUCCGAACUGAUCUGUCAGUUUGUGGAACAUUUAACACAUGCUGUGGAGAGCUACAAGCAGCGGAUGGACUGGCUCACCAGCAGAAGCCGGCAGAUUUUUGGUGUCAUCUUGGAACAGAGCAUCACCAUAGUGCUGGAUUUUGGCGGCAUGCUGGAGGAGGAGCUUAAUCUGUGCCAAGACGCUCUAAUAAUGGUCCUCCAGGAGCAGGUGGCUCACAUAACCAAGUUUAAUCUCAUACGGGUUUCUCAGGAGCCUGUGAAAUGGCAGGAAAAAGCUGCUCCUGUGACAGGACAGUCCAUAGCCGCUGCCAUCAGCUGGGUUGAAAAACUGCCCUUUGAGCUGGCUGUGAGCCCUGCUAGCCGCCUGGACGCUCUGCUGGAAGCUGGACAAGACAGAUCGAUGGAAUCCAUUUACUACUUUGUGGUGGGAGACGUUCCUGAGCAAACCAAGGUGCUUCUCCUUCAGAGGACUUCGGAGAUCCCAUGUCCUGUCUGCACAGUGUCCUUCAAUGCUAGAGGAGAAGGCACUAUCAUGUUUUUAAAGGAUCUGAGUGCCAAGACCCACAGCAGAUUCCAUGCAUUUGCGGAGAGAACAGAGUGUGUGGAAUUUCCUGCAUUUGACUUGAAGGAUGGUGACAAUGUAAAUACUUGGAAUUCAAGGAAACUGAAAGGAAAGCCCCCUCCAGGUGCUGGGGUCAGAGAGGAUGUGUUUCUCAUUUGGAAGGAGAUGGAGGAAGCAUGCAGCAUUCUGACUCAGGUCCAGAGGCUGGUCACCGAGCCCACCAAGUCUGAUGUGGCCACAGUAGACCAUGAAUCAGGAGCAACCUCUAUAGAGAAUGAGUCAAAUCCAGAGAGCACCUGGGACUCCAAGAAGUGGCUACAGAAAUAUGGCUUGAAAGCUCAGAAGCUGUCCUUUUAUGAUGUCCUUGCUGACUGCUCCUUCCGCCACGCUGAUGGAGUCGUUGAUGUAAAAACCAAACCAGGAAAUGAGUCUGUGCAGACUAGCGCGGAGACCAACAAGAAAACAGUCCAUGCGAAAUACUGCAGCAGAUUUGUCCAUACACCCUGGAAGGAUGGGAGCUUGGUCCAUGUCUGCAUUACCAAAGAGAAGUGUACCUGGUACAGUGAAAGAAUCCAUGCCGUCUUUGCCCAGAUCCAGAAGAGGAUUAAGUGGCUACAGGAUGGAAGUCAAAUCCUCUUUGGAAAAGUACGUAAUGAUUGUGUCUACGUCCUCAUUGAUACAUCUCAUUCAAUGAAGAGCAAACUGGACUUCAUGAAGGGCAAGAUCAUCCAGUUGAUACAGGAACAGCUGAAAUAUAAAAGGAAAUUCAAUUUUGUGCAGUUUGAUGCUCAAGCAGUUGCUUGGCAGGAAAAACUUGUUGAAAUCAGUGAAGGUAGUUUGCAAGCGGCUCAGUCCUGGGUUAGAGACAUCAAGAUUGGAAGUUCCACAAACACCCUCAAUGCUUUGCAAAUUGCUUUUGCUGAUGAAGAAACACAAGUAAUCUACCUUUUGACAGAUGGGAGACCUGAUCAGCCACCUGAAAUGGUUAUAGACCAAGUCAAAGUUUUUCAGAAAAUUCCCAUUUACACCAUCUCCUUCAAUUACAAUGAUGAGAUUGCAAAUGGAUUUUUGAAAGAGCUUGCUUCUUUGACUGGAGGAGAUUUCCACCUUUAUAAUUUUGGCUGCAAGGAUCUGUGUCCUUCAGAAGCUAUUCAGAAUGAAGAUCUGACUCUUUUAAUUAAGGAAAUGGAGCAGGGAAGAAGUGACCUGGAGAAGGUGCAAAACCUUUAUUCGGAGUCUUUGAUCAUGGAUUGGUGGUACAACGGGGAAAAGGGAGGAGACAGUAGGCAUCAAAAAGAAAUCUCUUCUAUGGUUUCAACUCCAGAAAAAUGUGUAAAACAUCACUCUGAUGUUGAAUCAACAAAAACGUCAUCCCUAGAUAUGUUGAAAUUACCAGAGGACCUUUCAAAUCAAAAGAUUCCAAGAAGGAAAGUCCUCCAUGCAGAAUCAACUAAAACCAGCCUGCUCAGAAGCCAGAUGUCCACCCUCAGGAGCUCAACGUGCAGUGAGAGGACGGACGACUCAUUCAAUUCCAGCAGCUGGAACACUCCAAGUGACGGAGGCAAGCCCGAAAUGAGUGUUCUGUUGACAAAUGAGUAUCCAGAUGGCAAAGCAUUAGAAAGACUGAGUCGGGAAGAAAGCCAGGUUCAUGGCCAAGAUAUGUCUUCAGAAAACUGGCUCAAAACUCAUGGCUUGGUUGCCAAGAAACUCACCCUCAUGGAUGCCUUGUCACUGGCAGCGGUCCCUCACACCCCCACCUACGUUCCCAUUCUGAACAAGUAUGUUGUUUCCAAGGUCUUUGAUGAGGUGUUCCCUCUGGCACAUGUGUGCAAUGACACAAAUAAGAUGACAUUAAUUAACCCCCAAGGAGUCAAGCUCAAUAUCUACAAGCAAAAAGUGGAACAGGCAAUUAAGAGCUAUGAAAACCGCUUGAAUAAUAUUGUUUGGCGAGCGUUAUCUCAAGAGGAAAAAGAAAAGCUAGAUGCAUGUGAGCCAAUGCGGUACCUGGAAAACAAGGCAGCUUUGAACAGGGCAUUAGAACGGUUGAAUUGGCCCAUUUCACUGAAGGAGCUGUCAAUGCUGGAAAAUGAAAUCCUAGCUGGGAAAAUGUACAUCCAACAGGCCAUGGAGCUCCAGGAGGCUGCCAAGAAGGAGAAUCAUGUGAACAAGACACCAGGAGAGCAACAGGUAUCUCUGGGAAGUCCAACAAAGAAAAUCAAAUCAAAAAAAUUGGAUCCCCUCAAAGGCCAAAAAGUUAUUGCAAGAUGUGAUGAAAAUGGCUUUUAUUUUCCAGGGGUGGUGAAGAAGUGUGUGAGCCCCACCCAUGCUCUCGUGGACUUCAGGUAUGGAGACACCAAGGUUGUGCCCACCUCGUUCAUCACACCUAUUGGGGGUGCCAUGCCCUGCCCACUGCUCCAGGUUGGAGAUUAUGUCUUUGCCAAAAUCGUGAUUCCCAGUGGAUUUGACUUCUAUGUCCCUGCCAUUGUCAUAGCACUUCCGAAUCAGGAUUUUGCCGAAGAUAAAUUCUACACUGUUUUGAAGUGUAACAACCGGAGAGAAUUUUGCCCACGGAGUGCACUUAUUAAGAUCAGCCAAAACAAGUAUGCUCUCUCUUGUUGUCAUAUAAAAUCACCCCCGAUUCAGGAGGAUCUAAAAGUGGAGGAUGUGAACACAGAGAAUUCUACUUUCUUAAUAUGUCCACUCAAAGAAAUGGACACUGGGGAUUUACGAGAGCUAAAACAAGAGAACUCUAGAAAGAAGAAAAAGAAAUCUUCCAAGAGGCUGCCUCUUCAGGAGACGGUGUCCUCAGAAUCUGAUGACUCUUCUCAUGGCAUCAGGUCCCAAGAGCCCUCCAAGAAACACUCCAAGCCCAAGCCCUGCCUUCCUCCUAGAGCCACCCACAGCAGCAAAGGGCUGAGGACCAUUGCUGAGAAACCUUAAAGCAGUCCAGUGGCAACUAUGUUUAAGAGAGCCAGCACUCCUCCAGGGCUGCCUCAACCUCAGCCAGUCAACACUGUGGAACUGGCCCCUCUGCUGAGUCUGUUGUAGGUACCUCUAGUUGAAUGUGGAGCCACAAUAAAAACUCCUACACUGGAAACAUUUCAAAACUA
Molecule: messenger RNA, 4488 nt
Organism: Suricata suricatta (meerkat)
Lineage: Eukaryota; Metazoa; Chordata; Mammalia; Carnivora; Herpestidae
Gene: VWA3B
Product: von Willebrand factor A domain containing 3B
Exons: 30
Coding region: 476-4318 (1280 amino acids)
Source: RefSeq, a predicted model, not a curated record